Messenger RNA from Lethenteron reissneri (Far Eastern brook lamprey), 3917 nucleotides. It is a transcript of the gene HDHD5, whose product is annotated as haloacid dehalogenase like hydrolase domain containing 5. Gene Ontology annotation, cellular component: mitochondrion. Lineage: Eukaryota; Metazoa; Chordata; Hyperoartia; Petromyzontiformes; Petromyzontidae. The record is from RefSeq and is a predicted model, not a curated record. Gene Ontology annotation, biological process: glycerophospholipid biosynthetic process.
ACGAGACGCGAGGCUCCGUGCGAGGUCGCUCCACGCCGCCGUCGUCACCACCGCCACUACCGCCGCCACCGCCCAGCCGGGCUGUCAAAGGCAGCCACGACGCUGGUCUUCCGCCUCUCCGCCUCUCCUCCUCUCCUCCUCCUCCGCUCCGAACUCAACUCGGCCGUUGAUUUUGUGUGUGUGUGUGGUUUGCGUUGUAAUUCACGCGGCCGGUAGCGAUGCGGCACCUCGGCAAGCUGUGGCGGAGCGCCACGGGGCUGCUGCUUCUUCAGCCGCCGGCGAGCGGAGGAGUCCAAGCGACGGCCUCUGUCCGGUGCAAGACGCAGUCUGCCUCGUUCGGGCUGCUCUUCGACAUCGACGGCGUCCUCGUGCGAGGCCGCACGCCGAUCCCCGCGGCUCGCGACGCCUUCCGCAAGCUGCUGGACGCGAGCGGUGCGCUGCGCGUUCCCGUCGUGUUCGUCACCAACGCCGGCAACUGCCUGCGGCAGGCGAAGGCGGCGCAGCUCUCGGAAGUGCUGGGAGUGCCGAUCUCCCAGGAGCAGGUGAUGCUGUCGCACAGCCCCUUGCGAAUGUUUGAGCAGUACCACCACAAGCACGUGCUCGUGUCCGGCCAGGGGCCCGUGGAAGACAUCGCCAAGAACCUGGGCUUUACGCAGAUCGUCACCAUCGACAUGCUGCGCGAAGCCUUCCCCCUUCUUGAUAUGGUGGACCAGAGCCGUAGGCCCAAGGAGCUGCCAACAACAACGCCUGAUUUCCCAAAGAUUGAUGCGAUCAUCCUGUUUGGGGAGCCAAUCCGGUGGGAGACGAACCUCCAGCUGGUGAUGGACGUGCUGCUGACGGACGGGCGUCCCGGCACGGGCGCCCGCGCCGUGCCCCACCCCCAUCUCCCGCUGCUCGCGUGCAACAUGGACCUCAUGUGGAUGGCCGAGGCCAAGAUGCCACGGUUCGGCCACGGCACGUUCAUGGUGUGCCUGGAGAGCAUCUACAAGAAGGUGACGGGCAGGGAGCUCAAGUACGAGGCCCUGAUCGGCAAGCCGAGCGAGGUGACGUACCAGUACGCCGAGUACCUGGUGCGCACGCAGGCGCGCGAGAUGGGAUGGCAGCAUCCGGUGGAGACCCUCUACGCCAUCGGCGAUAACCCCAUGGCGGACAUCUACGGGGCCAACCUCUACAGCCGCCACCUGCAGCGGAGCCUGCGGGAGGAGCGCGGCGACCGGCAGGCGGUAUCGGCGCGAGUGCAGGCCCGGGCUGCCGGAGGGCUGGCCGUGGCGCGCCCAGCACGUCCCGGCAGUGGCGGCGGCGGCCGGGACGUCGAUGACGACGGCACGGCGAGGACGACGAGAGGGCACGCGAUGCACGGAGCCGGGGAGCUCGUCGGAGCCACAGCCUUGGCGUGCCGCUCCAUUCUCGUGUGCACGGGCGUGUACAGCCCCCACGCGCAGGUGCCGGAGGACCCGGCGGAGGCGGUGAAGGAGACUGUGUUCCACGGCCACCGUGACUUCCGCUUUGACCCGGAGCUCGUGGAGCCCACCUACACCGUGGAGGACGUCGACGCCGCCGUCGACCUCGUGUUCCGCGAGGAGAAUUUCACCCUCGCUUGAUCGAGCCACGCUGCACCCCCCCCCCCCAAUGUGCUGCCCCCAAUGCUGCCCCCACGCUGCCCCCUUACGCUUCCCCCCCACGCUGCCCCCUCACACGAACCUCAAGCUCCCCACACGCUGCCCUAACCAUGUUCUCAACAUUGCCCACACGCUGACCUCAUGCUGCCCCCCACGCUGACCGCACGCCGCUCGCAUGCUGCCCUCGCGCAGCUCCACACUGCCGUGGGCGACUUGGAUGAUCCGAUGGCAGCAUCCGGUUCCAUCUCCACCCAGUCGCCCCCCUACUGGCAUACCGACGCUCGGGCGCAGGCCGGGGCUGCGUUCACCCUCACGCCGCACAAAGACAGCUGCCACUGGAGAUGUCCCCCCCGGGGGCCCCCCUGGGCGAGACGGCGGUCUCUGCAGCGGGGGCGUUGGAACGGUCGAGAUGACGUCACGCGCCGAGGCCUUUAGCCUGAGCGUCGCCAAAGAAACGCAAACCCUUGUCCGAGGUUGACGGAGGGAGGGAGCGAGCGAGCAAUUCCGGCGCGGCAGGCGCUCGCUCGUUCUUGUCGCAACGAGAGCCGCUGUGAUCCUCGCCGAAUACCGGAGAGCACCCCCCCCCCCUCUCCCACAGGGUCGCCUGGGUCGUAGCGGCACGCUGCGCCCGUAUCGCGUCAUCUCCCCGCGUAAGCGACGAAACGUUGCGAGUCCCGGGGUUUCGUUGGAAGAAGAAGCUUGAAACAAACGUGGACCCCCCCCCCCCGUGUGGUGAUGAUGUCCCGAAGGCUCGGACAAGCGAGAAGGGCCGAAGAGGUUCCGUCUCCUUGAUGUUGUUCAUCGUUCUUCCGCGCUUGUAGCGUUCAGCGUCGCCGCAGCUGAGAGCGGCGACGUAGCACGGUUGGCAUGGGCCCCCCUCCCCCCCCGUGCAAGAAAUUAAAUGUUGGGGGGGGGGGGUUCCGUUGCCCAAAUUUCCCCAACCGCGCCCCCCUCUAGCGUAACCCCCCCCCCUCCUCCGGCCCGUGAACCCCAGAGUGCGGUUGCACCGCAUGCACGCUCGUCGCUUGCUAGCGCUACUGGGCGCUAGCUGGCCCUACCUAGCGCUAGGUAGCCCUACCUAGCGUUCUAAACUACUCGGUAGCGUUAGGUAGGGCUCCCGGGCGGGCGGGAGGGGAGGAGGGGGUACGUGAGAGCUGUUCCCACGUGGAGCCCAGCGUGUCGCGGAGUCACGGUUUCGUCGUCUCUCGUGUUACGAUGUUAAUUUAUGCGCAUGCGUCACGCGUGCACGUGUACAUACAUACGUGUCUAUCUGUCUGCUGCUAGAUGAGCUGUAUAUUUCCGCAUGCGCAUCAACCGCACACCCCACCGCCACCCCAAGUCGUCAGCGGAGAAUGUCGCAUGUCGCGCAAAACGCACGCGUUGUCUUUGCGGUUCGGGUCCCGUGCCUCGCGCUUCUCUCCGCCCGUCCGUCCGUUCGUUUGGGGACUCGGCACGGCGACGGUGCUGCCAAAGCGCCGUGCCUCGUCGCACCACCAACGUGAGGUCCGGCACCUUCUUGGCUCUGCUACGUCAACGUCCGUUGACAAACUCAGCAUGUUGAGUUUGCUGCAUGUGCGUGUGUGCGCGUGGGCAUGUGGAUGACGUAGCGGUCAGCGCGCUGCGCUAGAAACCCGCCGGCUCGAGUUCGACUCCCGCUCACGGCCACCAACACCAGUGACGAUUAUCUGUAGCUGUUCUGGACCUCCCUUGGGUCGACUCGGCCUCAAAUGAGUACCUGGUGCGGUGUGUAAACAUCGCCACUGGGGAGACAAAGGCGGCCGGGCGUAGUCGUGGCCAACCCCCACCCCAUCGCACGGUGUCGGCCUUCCUGGGUGCUCGCUCACAGCACUUGCCCCAACGGGGGGGGGGGGGGGGGUUAAUCUUUGUGCGUAAGUCGAAGUGAGUCGAUUAUUUUCUCGUGCGUUUCGUGUGUGUGAGAUGGGGAGUCGAGGGCGCGCCUUGUACGUUUUUUUGUGUUUGUUUUACGUUUCUCGUGCUGUAUGUGAAAGUUCGCCUCGCACAUUCGUCGUCUGGUGACGGUGCAGCAGCAACAACAACAACUAUAAUGAACCACUGACUUGAGGAUGUGUAUCUCUCUCGCUCUCUGUCUCUCCCGUGCGCGCCGCCGUGGAUGUAGCGUCCUCUGCGUUCCUCGUUAUUUAUAGACGCGCGUGAUCUGUGUUCGGCUCGGGUGUUUUAUAUCGUUUUAACCGCACGAAGCAAUACGGGAAACUCGCACUCCCUUGCGGAUGUACUCGCAUCAAGCCUGACGAAUUAAAAUCCUCGCAUCCGAACCGA